AUGCUCCCUCUAUCUAUCUAUCUAUCUAUCUAUCUAUCUAUCCCAUCAUCUAUCUAUCUAUCUAUCUAUCUAUCUAUCUAUCUAUCUUCAUUAUUUAUCUAUCCAUCGAUCUAUUUGAUCUAUCUAUCUAUCUAUCUAUCAUCUAUCUAUCUAUCUAUCUCAGUCUUUUCAUCUAUCUAUUCAUCUAUCUAUCUAUCUAUCUAUCUAUCUAUCUAUCUCAGUCUCUUUAUCUAUCUAUCUAUCUAUCUAUCUAUCUAUCUAUCUAUCUAUCUAUCUUUUCAUUAUCAUCUAUCUAUCUAUCUAUCUAUCUAUCUAUCUAUCUAUCUAAUGUCAUCAUUAUUAUCUAUCUAUCUAUCUAUCUAUCUAUCUAUCUAUCUAUCUAUCUCAUCUUCAUAUCUAUCUAUCUAUCUAUCUAUCUAUCUAUCUAUCUAUCUAAGUCUCUUCUAUAUCUAUAUAUUCAUAUCUAUCUCACUCUUUUUCAUAUCAUAUCUAUCUAUCUAUCUAUCUAGUCUCUUUUUAUUUUCUAUCUAUCUAUCUAUCUAUCUAUCUAUCUAUCUUCAUAUCUAUCUAUCUAUCUAUCUCAGUCUCUUCAUUUUCUAUCAUAUCUAUCUCAUCUAUCUAUCUAUCUAUUCAUCAUUAUAUAUAUCUAUCCAUCAUUAUCUAUCUAUCUAUCUAUCAUUAUAUCUUCAUUAUUUAUCUAUCCAUCGUUUGAUCUAUCUCAUUCUUUUUAUAUCUAUCUAUCAUCUAUCUAUCUAUCCAUCUAUCAUCUAUAUCUUUUAUCUAUUCAUCUAUCUAUUCAUCUAUCUAAGUCCCUUCAUAUCUAUCUAUAUCUUCAUAUCUAUAUAUCAUCAUAUCUAUCAUCCACUCUUUUCAUUCAUCUAUCUAUCAUUCAUUCAUAUCUAUUCAUUCAUUCAUCUAUCUAUCAUUCAUCUAUAUCUAUAUCUAUAUCAUCUAUCUCAGUCUCUUUCUACAUUCAUUUCAUCAUUAUUUCUAUCUAUCUAUCAUCUAUUAUCUCAUUCAUCUAUCAUCAUUAUCAUCUAUUCAUAUCAUCCAUCCUCAGUCAUCUAUCAUUUCCAUCCAUCUAUCUAUCCAUCAUCAUCUCAUUCAUCCAUAUCUAUCUAUCUAUCCAUCCAUCCAUCCAUCUCAGUCCCUUCAUAUAUAUUCAGUAUCUUCACAUCUAUCUAUCUAUUCUAUCUAUCAUCCAUCAUCCAUCUAUCCAUCCAUCCAUCCAUUCAUCUCAGUCUCUUCAUCCAUCCAUCAUCUAUCCAUCUAUCUAUCUAUAUCUAUCUCAGUCUCAUUCAUACAUCCAUCCAUCUAUAUAUUCAUAUCUAUCAGCAUCUAUAUCUAUCUUUUCUAUAUCUAUCUAUUCAUAUCUAUAUAUUCAUAUCUAUCUUUUCAUAUUCUAUCUAUCUAUUAUCUAUCUAUCUCAUUCAUCUCUAUCUAUCUCAGUCUCUUCAUUUUCAUCAUUAUCUAUCUAUCUAUCUAUUCAUAUUCAUCUAUCUAUCUCAUCAUUUUCAGUCUAUUCAGUAUCUAUCUCAUGGCCCGCGGGUCCUACAUCAGUUUUGCUUAAAUGGUCAUUUCGACCGCCCUGAAAUCUCCAAAUCGAUAAUCGAUCACCUUUCGUUGCUUGUCGAGUUUCACAUGGUCAUUUCUUUUUUUUAUCCCGAUCGACAACUCCUGUCGGGGGUUAGAAUCCUUCUUUAG
Acanthosepion pharaonis is the source of this 1704-nucleotide messenger RNA. NCBI's taxonomy places the organism in Eukaryota, Metazoa, Mollusca, Cephalopoda, Sepiida, Sepiidae. The record is from the annotation of a GenBank genome assembly.